Molecule: messenger RNA, 1756 nt
Organism: Pongo pygmaeus (Bornean orangutan)
Lineage: Eukaryota; Metazoa; Chordata; Mammalia; Primates; Hominidae
Gene: SNCA
Product: synuclein alpha
Exons: 6
Coding region: 761-1183 (140 amino acids)
Biological process (GO): chemical synaptic transmission; synaptic vesicle endocytosis; regulation of dopamine secretion
Cellular component (GO): axon terminus; cytoplasm; neuronal cell body
Molecular function (GO): cuprous ion binding
Source: RefSeq, a predicted model, not a curated record
AGAAGAAGAAGGAGGAGGACGAGGAGGAGGAGGACGGCGACGGCCAGAAGGGGCCCAAGAGAGGGGGCGAGCGACCGAGCGCCGCGACGCGGGAGUGAGGUGCGUGCGGGCUGCAGCGCAGACCCCGGCCCGGCCCCUCCGAGAGCGUCCUGGGCGCUCCCUCACGCCUUCCCUUCAAGCCUUCUGCCUUUCCAUCCUCGUGAGCGGAGAACUGGGAGUGGCCAUUCGACGACGGGUUAGCGGGUUUGCCUCCCACGCCCCCAGCCUCGCGUCGCCGGCUCACAGCGGCCUCCUCUGGGGACAGUCCCCCUCCCGGUGCCGCCUCCGCCCUUCCUGUGCGCUCCUUUUCCUCCUUAUUCCCUAUUAAAUAUUAUUUGGGAAUUGUUUAAAUUUUUUUUUUUUAAAGAGAGAGGUGGGGAGGAGUCGGAGUUGUGGAGAAGCAGAGGGACUCAGGUAAGUACCUGUGUAUCUAAACGGGCGUCUUUGGAAAUCCUGGAGAACGCCGGGUGGGAGACAAAUGGUCGUGGGCACCGGGAGGGGGUGGUGCUGCCGUGAGGACCCGCUGGGCCAGGUCUCUGGGAGGUGAGUACUUGUCCCUUUGGGGAGCCUAAGGAAAGAGACUUGACCUGGCUUUCGUCCUGCUUCUGAUAUUCCCUUCUCCACAAGGGCUGAGAGAUUAGGCUGCUUCUCCGGGAUCCGCUUUUCCCCGGGAAACGCGAGGAUGCUCCAUGGAGCUGUGGUGUAAAGGAAUUCAUUAGCCAUGGAUGUAUUCAUGAAAGGACUUUCAAAGGCCAAGGAGGGAGUUGUGGCUGCUGCUGAGAAAACCAAACAGGGUGUGGCAGAAGCAGCAGGAAAGACAAAAGAGGGUGUUCUCUAUGUAGGCUCCAAAACCAAGGAGGGAGUGGUGCAUGGUGUGGCAACAGUGGCUGAGAAGACCAAAGAGCAAGUGACAAACGUUGGAGGAGCGGUGGUGACGGGUGUGACAGCAGUAGCCCAGAAGACAGUGGAGGGAGCAGGGAGCAUUGCAGCAGCCACUGGCUUUGUCAAAAAGGACCAGUUGGGCAAGAAUGAAGAAGGAGCCCCACAGGAAGGAAUUCUGGAAGAUAUGCCUGUGGAUCCUGACAAUGAGGCUUAUGAAAUGCCUUCUGAGGAAGGGUAUCAAGACUACGAACCUGAAGCCUAAGAAAUAUCUUUGCUCCCAGUUUCAUGAGAUCUGCUGACAGACGUUCCAUCCUGUACAAGUGGUCAGUUCCAAUGUGCCCAGUCAUGACAUUUCUCAAAGUUUUUACAGUGUAUCUUGAAGUCUUCCAUCAGCAAUGAUUGAAGUAUCUGUACCUGCCCCCACUCAGCAUUUCGGUGCUUCCCUUUCACUGAAGUGAAUACAUGGUAGCAGGGUCUUUGUGUGCUGUGGAUUUUGUGGCUUCAAUCUAUGAUGUUAAAACAAAUUAAAAACACCUAAGUGACUACCACUUAUUUCUAAAUCCUCACUAUUUUUUUGUUGCUGUUGUUCAGAAGUUGUUAGUGAUUUGCUAUCAUAUAUUAUAAGAUUUUUAGGUGUCUUUUAAUGAUACUGUCUAAGAAUAAUGAUGUAUUGUGAAAUUUGUUAAUAUAUAUAAUACUUAAAAAUAUGUGAGCAUGAAACUAUGCACCUAUAAAUACUAAAUAUGAAAUUUUACCAUUUUGUGAUGUGUUUUAUUAACUGGUGUUUGUAUAUAAAUGGUGAAAAUUAAAAUAAAAUGUUAUCUCAUUGCAAAAA